Messenger RNA from Ochotona princeps (American pika), 3440 nucleotides. RefSeq names its product TBC1 domain containing kinase (gene TBCK). Gene Ontology annotation, molecular function: ATP binding; GTPase activator activity; protein kinase activity. The record is from RefSeq and is a predicted model, not a curated record. Gene Ontology annotation, biological process: protein phosphorylation; activation of GTPase activity. Bases 266 to 2947 code for a protein of 893 amino acids. NCBI's taxonomy places the organism in Eukaryota, Metazoa, Chordata, Mammalia, Lagomorpha, Ochotonidae. The transcript has 26 exons.
AUGGGUGAGGCGGGCCGGGAGCUGUCAAGGGGCGAGCGUAGGCUUCCUAGCCGCACAGCUGCGCUCUCUGGGUUCGCAGCAAAGGCGAGGCCCCGUGCUCCGAGCCUUUUGGUAGAAGCCCUCUGAAAUGCAGGGUCUGGCGCCGUAAGCAGUAGCGGCCACGCCAGCCGCAGCGACAGCAGUGGGGCCGAGCCCCUUGUCUGUGUGCCCGCCUGCGACCCCAGGCUCGGAGGCAGGUCAACUAGGAAGAUCCAGAACUCCAAAGAUGUUCCCCUUAAAGGAUGCUGAAAUUGGCGCCUUUACCUUCUUUGCUUCAGCUCUGCCCCAUGAUGUAUGUGGAAGUAAUGGACUUCCUCUCACACCGAAUUCCAUCAAAAUUUUAGGGCGCUUUCAGAUUCUUAAGACCAUCACCCAUCCCCGGCUGUGUCAAUAUGUGGAUAUAUCCAGAGGAAAACAUGAAAGACUGGUUGUGGUGGCUGAACACUGUGAACGGAGUCUGGAAGAUUUGCUUCGAGAAAGGAAACCUGUGAGCUAUUCAAAGGUUUUGUGCAUUGCAUUUGAAGUUCUUCAGGGCUUGCAGUACAUGAACAAACAUGGUAUUGUACACCGAGCACUGUCCCCUCAUAAUAUCCUGUUGGACCAAAAGGGACAUAUUAAAUUGGCUAAAUUUGGACUUUAUCAUAUGACAGCUCAUGGGGACGAUGUUGAUUUUCCAAUCGGGUAUCCAUCAUACUUGGCACCAGAGGUGAUUGCACAAGGAAUUUCUAAAACAACUGAUCAUGUGCCAAGUGAAAAACCAUUGCCUUCUGGCCCCAAAUCAGAUGUGUGGUCUCUUGGAAUCAUUUUAUUUGAGCUUUGCGUGGGAAGAAAAGUAUUUCAGAGCUUUGAUAUUUCUGAAAGACUAAAAUUUUUACUGUCUCUGGAUUGUGUAGAUGACACUGUAACAGUUCUGGCUGAAGAGCAUGGUUGUCUGGACAUUAUAAAGGAGCUUCCUGAAAAUGUGAUAGAUCUUUUAAAAAAGUGCCUUACUUUCCAUCCUUCUAAGAGGCCCACUCCGGCUGAAUUGAUGAAGGACGAAGUGUUCAGUGAAGUGUUGCCUUUAUACACCCCUUUUGUCAAACCUGCCGGGCUGUUUUCAUCUUCUCUGAGAUGUGCUGACCUAACUUUACCUGAGGACAUCAGUCAAUUGUGUAAAGAUAUAAACAGUGAUUAUCUGGCAGAAAGAUCUAUUGAAGAAGUUUAUUACCUUUGGUGUUUGGCUGGAGGUGAUUUGGAAAAAGAGCUUGUCAACAAGGAGAUCAUUCGAUCCAAGCCACCUAUCUGCACACUUCCCAACUUUCUCUUUGAAGAUGGUGAAAGCUUUGGACAAGGCCGAGAUAGAAGUUCACUGUUAGAUGAUACCACUGUGACAUUGUCAUUAUGCCAGCUAAGAAACAGAUUGAAAGAUGUUGGUGGAGAGGCAUUCUAUCCAUUACUUGAAGAUGACCAGUCUAAUUUACCUCAUUCAAACAGCAAUAAUGAGUUGUCUGCAGCUGCCACUCUGCCUUUAAUUAUCCGAGAGAGGGACACGGAGUACCAGCUGAACAGAAUCAUUCUGUUUGACAGGCUGCUGAAGGCUUAUCCAUAUAAAAAAAAUCAAAUUUGGAAAGAAGCGAGAGUUGACAUUCCUCCUCUGUUGAGAGGGUUAACUUGGGCUGCUCUUCUAGGAGUUGAGGGAGCUAUACAUGACAAAUAUGAUGCAAUUGAUAAAGACACUCCAAUUCCUACAGAUAGACAGAUUGAAGUGGAUAUUCCUCGCUGUCAUCAGUAUGAUGAACUGUUAUCAUCACCAGAAGGUCAUGCAAAAUUUAGGCGUGUAUUGAAAGCCUGGGUAGUGUCACAUCCUGAGCUUGUGUACUGGCAAGGUCUUGAUUCACUUUGUGCUCCAUUCCUGUAUCUAAAUUUCAAUAAUGAAGCUUUGGCUUAUGCAUGUAUGUCUGCUUUUAUUCCCAAAUACCUGUACAACUUCUUCUUGAAAGACAACUCUCAUGUAAUCCAAGAAUAUCUGACUGUGUUCUCUCAGAUGAUUGCAUUCCAUGACCCAGAGCUGAGUAAUCAUCUCAAUGAGAUUGGCUUUAUUCCUGAUCUCUAUGCCAUCCCUUGGUUUCUGACCAUGUUUACACAUGUGUUUCCACUGCACAAAAUUUUUCACCUCUGGGAUACCUUGCUACUCGGGAAUUCCUCUUUCCCGUUCUGUAUCGGAGUGGCCAUUCUGCAGCAGCUGCGGGACCGGCUUCUGGCCAAUGGCUUUAAUGAAUGCAUUCUUCUCUUCUCUGACUUACCAGAAAUUGACAUUGAACGCUGUGUGCGAGAAUCAAUCAACUUAUUUUGCUGGACUCCUAAAAGUGCUACUUUUAGACAGCAUGCUCAGCCUGCAAAGCCCACCUGUGACGGCAGUGCAAUCAGAAGCUCAGCACCUUACUUCUCAGCUGAAUGUCCAGAUCCUCCAAAGACGGAUUUGUCAAGAGAAUCCAUCCCGUUAAGUGAUUUAAAAUCAGAAGUAUCACCCAGGAUUUCAGCAGAGGACCUGAUCGACUUGUGCGAGCUCACAGUAACCGGUCACUUCAAAACACCUGCCAAGAAAACAAAGUCUGGAAAACCAAAACUCCUGGUGGUUGACAUCCGGAACAGUGAAGAUUUCAUUCGGGGUCAUAUUUCAGGGAGCAUCAACAUCCCCUUCAGCUCUGCCUUCACUGCAGAAGGGGAGCUUACCCAGGGCCCUCACACAGCUGUGCUCCAGAACUUCAAAGGGAAGGUCAUUGUCACCGUGGGCAGUGUGGCAAAGCACACAGCCAAGUUUGCAGCUCAUCUUGUGAAGAUGAAAUACCCACGGAUCUGUAUUCUGGAUGGUGGCAUUAAUAAGAUCAAGCCAACAGGCCUGCUCACCGUGCCAUCGCCUCAGAUAUGAAGAGCCUGGUGUAUAACAUGCAGUGGCAUCCCAAGCAUGCCAGAGGACAGAGUGGCAGCAGCACGCGACAGCACAGCCCUCCCGAGCCACACCAGCCACGACAGAACCAGACAUCCAGAUUGUUGCAUUUCCAGAAAGCAUUGUCACAAAUCUUUUUUAUAUCUCAUGACUCAAAUAGUCAACUAUCCUGGCAAGAAACUUGACUGCACAUGUAUGCCAAAAGAAUUUUCUUAACAGUGAAAUCAGAGCAUGCAUUUUUACCACACUGCCACAUGAAGCCAGAGGAAUUCAGCUGACAUGACAGAUUUGCGCUAUCAAGAAACCCCAGUUGCACUGAGAAGGCUGCUCUGCAUCGCAGUGAACAGCAGUCCCAGUCAUGCAUCACUCAGAAAUACAGACUUAAUGGGGGUCGAAGGCCUCUUUCCAUGGAGAACAUUAAGAAGUUAUCCACAGUGCAUUCCUCAUAAAUAAAUCUAAGUGUUGUUACAGUGUG